UUACAGAUCACUGAUGUCAGUUGUUACUGAGAGACAGAAAUUGUUCAUUGAUGAAGGAACCCCUAGAAACCUUUUGGAGGACCUCUGGCUGAGAAAGGCUGGACUAGGCAGUCAUAUAUUUCUAUCCCCCUUGGUGGGAGUAGAGAUGACCCCAUCUGUAACCGUUUGCCGACCAGCUCACAUAGAACACAAGGCCGUGUUGACGUUAUGUGACGGUUCUCGGGGCUGAAGUUCCUCUGAGCUCCACAAAGUGGUGAUCUCCUUCUACCCAGACAAGGAAGUAUCUAUGGAAGACAGGAAGUGAUGUCAG
Messenger RNA from Staurois parvus, 310 nucleotides. Lineage: Eukaryota; Metazoa; Chordata; Amphibia; Anura; Ranidae. The record is from the annotation of a GenBank genome assembly.